Molecule: messenger RNA, 1302 nt
Organism: Pecten maximus
Lineage: Eukaryota; Metazoa; Mollusca; Bivalvia; Pectinida; Pectinidae
Exons: 2
Coding region: 83-1174 (363 amino acids)
Biological process (GO): G protein-coupled receptor signaling pathway
Cellular component (GO): membrane
Molecular function (GO): G protein-coupled receptor activity
Source: RefSeq, a predicted model, not a curated record
AGGUCGAUAGAAACGUGUAUACAAUGUGUUUCUCAAAACGUGAUGGCCACUCUCAUACCACGACGUUAAUGGAAAAAUCAAAAUGUCGACCCCAGCUCUGCCAAACACGACGUCGUUUGGGUACAACACCACUGCCAAUAGCACCUGGCCAGAGUAUCAUGGUAACCAUAGUUACACGAAUUUCGAGAUGGACCCGAUCAAAGUCCUGGAGAUAAAGGCUCGACAUAUUCCUGUGAUUGUAGUUUCUAUCCCAUCCAACCUAUUCAUCAUUGCAAUCAUCCUGGGAAACAAAAACUUGCGGACAAAGUCAUUCUUCCUCGGCGUUCUCAGCAUCAGUAUCUUUGACCUGUGCAAUGGCGUGUUUGUACUCCCAAUGAGUCUAGAGCAUGAUCUUCACUGGAGUAGCAGAUGGAAUCACGGAGAACAUGUAUGCAUUGUCUUUCAAGUCUUAUCAAUCUCUAAGACAUUCCUGUCUUCUUUGAUGAACAUCGCUCUAUGUAUCGAACGUCUUCUAGCCAAACUUAAAUCUGUGGCCGCCAUCAGCCAGAAAUUGACGUCGACAGUGUCCGGGGUGGUAAUUGUCCUUCCUUGGUGUCUUGGUGCGCUCGUGUGUGCUCCAAUUCUUCUUAGUAAUCGAAUAUAUAUUCAUCACUUUAUAUACGACCAAUAUUGUAUGAUUGUAUUGGAGAAGGCUUCUCUUAUACCCAUCAUAGUUACCAUGUACCUAAUCCCACUCGCGCUGCUGUUGUUGGUUCCGACAGUUAUGCUGCUCGUGUACAAGUACAAGAACUUACGUAGGAAUCUUUUGUCUGAGGAGCCUGUGAAACCGGAAGCUGUCUCUUUGCAUAUGUCCACACUGAGUGCGUGGAUUGCGAGUCUAUGUUAUGUUACUUUGCAUGGUCCUCUGUCGAUUGUCAUCACGCUUCUUAUUAAGUGUACAAUGCCCGACUGUCCAAGUACAGCUUCAUACGUGAAUGCUUACACCGUCUCCACCAUAACGAGCGCAGUCACGCCGUUUGUUUGGAUCAUAACUGUUGAAGUUCGUGCAGUUUUCUCAUCAAUACAAACCUUCCUUUCCAGAAUGCUGGUCCCGACUGAUGGACGAAAGAGUGUUCUCUCCUUUUCUUCACUUAGAAACCAAAUGCCAACCGACGACACCGUCGUGUUAUCCUAGUACAAACUGAUAUGGGUGCAUAAUGUUAUGCAAUAAUGUAUAUGCUAUGUAUUUGAUAAUAUAUUUGUUUUUACUGACUUAUCAUUUCUGAUCUUUGACAAAAAGUAAACGUCAAAAUAGAUAUUGAG